Messenger RNA from Musa acuminata subsp. malaccensis (wild Malaysian banana), 1209 nucleotides. RefSeq names its product adenylate kinase 4. Gene Ontology annotation, biological process: nucleobase-containing compound metabolic process. Gene Ontology annotation, cellular component: cytoplasm; mitochondrion. Gene Ontology annotation, molecular function: AMP kinase activity; ATP binding. The record is from RefSeq and is a predicted model, not a curated record. Lineage: Eukaryota; Viridiplantae; Streptophyta; Magnoliopsida; Zingiberales; Musaceae.
AAUCGACCUUUCCCUUUCCCACGUCGUCGAUAAAAGGGGCGCCUCGGAUGGAUCUUGCCGCGUCGUCGUCGCCGAAGCGGGAUUGUAUCGGUCGGGAGGAGGAGCGGCGAAGGGGUUGGCGGACAUGGCGAGCGGCGGGAGUGUCGAUCUGGAGGACGUGCCGUCGCUGGAUCUGAUGACCGAGCUCCUCCGCCGAAUGAAGUGUGCAUCGAAACCCGACAAGCGGCUUAUCCUCAUCGGUCCACCUGGUUCUGGGAAGGGUACCCAAUCUCCUAUUAUUAAGGAUGAAUAUUGCUUGUGUCACUUGGCCACCGGUGACAUGUUAAGAGCUGCUGUGGCUGCUAAGACCCCUCUUGGGGUUAAGGCUAAAGAAGCUAUGGAUAAGGGGGAGCUUGUUUCUGAUGACUUGGUUGUUGGAAUUAUUGAUGAGGCUAUCAAAAAACCAUCAUGCCAAAAGGGUUUCAUUCUUGAUGGGUUUCCAAGGACAGUUGUUCAAGCUGAGAAGCUUGAUGAGAUGCUGACCAAGCAAGGUACUAAGAUUGACAAGGUGCUAAACUUUGCGAUUGAUGAUGCCAUACUGGAGGAGAGAAUUACUGGUCGUUGGAUUCAUCCACCUAGUGGUAGGACUUACCAUACGAAAUAUGCUCCUCCAAAGGUUCCUGGCAUCGAUGAUGUGUCAGGAGAACCUUUGAUUCAGAGGAAAGAUGACACAGCUGAAGUCCUCAAGUCAAGGCUUGAAGCUUUCCACAGACAAACUGAACCCGUCAUUGAUUACUACAACAAAAAGGGAGUUGUGUCUCAGCUUCAUGCUGAGAAACCUCCCAAAGAAGUUACUUCUGAGAUUCAGAAGUCUCUUUCAUGAGUGCAAACCUUUCGGUGGCUCGUUGCAACUUGAUGUCACGAAUAAUCAGUCAGUUUUUUCCUUGUCAAUCAUGACGCACAUCUAUCAGUCACAGCUUCAAACUACCCAUAACUCUUAAUAUUCACUGAAAUGUUUGCAUCAGCUUUUUUGUGCUUCAUGGUGUUAGUACAAGUUUAGUCUGAAAUAAGGUUUUCCCGAGUGAAGAAAAAUAUUUUAUUGUACCAUUUAUUGGAAACACGGACCCUCUAGCAUUGACCCCAUUUUUUUGGGGAUAGAGAGAUUCAAGAAUUUUCAAAAUUGCUGCCUUGUGUGGAAGUUUGUCUGAAGAAAAAUCUUCCUCUUUAACC